CCGUACACCCUUCGCAUUACUUUUGCCACUGGGAUUUAGCAAAGACCUUGCAAAGGGGAUUUCCAAACAGUCAUUCGGCAAAUAUAAAAUAAUGCAAAUUGCUUGCUUGCUGAAAUAAUGAAAAUUUAAAAAUAAUGCAAAACUGCCUAGCAUUCGGGGAAUUUUUAUGUAAGUUUCAAACAAUAUGGGACCUACUAAAGCAUGUCAUUUGGAAAUGCUUAGAAUUGGGAUGCUGAAGUUCAGUUGUAGGAAACUUUUGGUUUGUUUUUCUCAAGAAUCUCAACAAGCUUCGUAUUGAGAGAGAGUUUGGCCAGCGGUUUUUUCAACGUUCCCGCCUCACGAAUUCAAAAUCUGUAAACAAGAUGGAGGCUAUACCGAUCACAAACUGUUCUUCGACUUUACCCUCUCUAUCUCGAGGAGUAAUCCCAUCUAAAAGACUUUGCAGAAAUCUGUUUGGACCUGUGGAUCACGAAGAAGUGAAAAGUGUUCUCGACCAGGAACUCAUCGAAGAACAACAGCAGAAAUGCGAAGAAUGGUGUUUCGAUUUUUCUGAGGGCACUCCUAUACUCAAUGGUAGACUUGUAUGGGAAGAGAUCGCCGAAAGAAAAGAGUAUGUUCUAUCACCAGAACCUCAAAAGCCUGUCAGCGAGGAAAGAAGAGUUCCGAAUCUACACGAGGAGCAAGAAAGCAAAGACAAAGAUGUUUUCGAUAAACCUCAAAAAGCUGUCGUACGACCAUCUACGACGAAGUCUCCUGAAAUCGUAAAAAUCACCCCAGCUGUUACAAACGAAACUGAAGCAAAUAAACUGAAAGUCCCUUCAAACCCUGAUCGUAAAAGAAAGAAGCAAUACAAAACUAUAACUGAUUUCAUGAAACAGAAAAAGCGUCGUCGAGUGAGCUAUUCAAACGAAACUGAAAAGACUGGUCAUUCCAAGAUGGCGGAUUCAUCUCGGGGCGUCCAAGAUGACCUCGCUCUAGGAUCCCCAGCCAAGAAGGUCCGUGUCUGGAAUGGGACUGGCAAGACGACUUCAUAAACCCAACAUUUAUUCACAUUGAUUAUAACAUGUUUGGAGUGCGUUUAAAGAAGAAUUCUUUCAAUUAUGAAAGAAACGAAUUUUAUUUGAUAUUCCUUCAAAGUAUACGGAGAGACAAAUAUUUUCUUAAAGGAAAUCUAGAUUUAUGUAGGAAACGUGUAUUUAAAGAAGACGUAGGCUCGUUUUAAAGUGCCUAUAUUUGGUGAUUUUAACGUCGGGUUUCUAAAAUAACAUCCGAAAUAAUUCACAGUGAUGGUAGGCUGGGUUUUAAGGUAUUAUGACAUAGGCUGAAUUUUAGACAAAUCACGUUAACUAAAUUAUUGAAAAUCUUGACUUUAUGAAGAUUUUAGGAAAAAUACCCCUCUACCCUGCUGUACCGCACGGUGCGAGCUAUAAAGAGUGCUUGUGUUCUUCGGUUUGUACGUUCUGUUUGCUGUUGUAAAUUUCUCGUGUUUGGGUCCACGCAUAAUGCAAACCACAGACGAAAAGACUAUUUACUUUGCUUGGAAAAUGCUACGAAAGAGCGGUCAUUCAUGUACGUUUAUUUCUCCAUUGUCGGAUUUUAACACAAAACAGACCUUAAAAAUUUCUUUGAAUCUUUGUUCAAAGACAUUUUUGAAUUCUUUACCGCCAUAAAGAUUGUUUGAAAAGCAGAUCUGUAAAGACAAAUAUGUUCGGCUGUAGUUAAAAACUAAGAAAACAUAUGGAAACUGAUAUCUAUUUAAAAGUUACCAUUUUUCCCGUUCUCAAUGUGUUUCUAGAGCCAAGCACACCUAUUAUUCUAGACUCUUAUGUAUAGCAAAGUGGUAUAUACUCUUACUGUGUAACUUAAGUUCGCAAAAAUGUUGUAUAUAGAAUAACACCGAGUGUUUUGCAAAGAAAAGAAGAAUUUUGUAUAGUAUAUGUGGAAGAAUUUCGUACAUAAGCAGAA
This is a messenger RNA of Rhopilema esculentum, 1965 nucleotides long. RefSeq lists its product as uncharacterized. Gene Ontology annotation, cellular component: nucleus. Gene Ontology annotation, biological process: regulation of cell cycle. Lineage: Eukaryota; Metazoa; Cnidaria; Scyphozoa; Rhizostomeae; Rhizostomatidae. Gene Ontology annotation, molecular function: cyclin-dependent protein serine/threonine kinase inhibitor activity. The record is from RefSeq and is a predicted model, not a curated record.